Molecule: messenger RNA, 1025 nt
Organism: Schistosoma turkestanicum
Lineage: Eukaryota; Metazoa; Platyhelminthes; Trematoda; Strigeidida; Schistosomatidae
Source: the annotation of a GenBank genome assembly
AUUGUUUUACACUAGCAUGUGUAAAAGAUAUUGGAUAUUGAAAUUGACUGUCCUCUUUAAAGAUGAAGGUUGCUUGGUGUUUCAGAACAUUUCUUCCUUGUCAUGCAGCGGGACUCUGCACUCAGAGUCAUUUGCGGUUGCUAAGAAAAUCAAUUAAUCGAUGUCAUAUCUUGUCAGUACCAACAAACUAUUGCUCUUCAACCUGUAAAGGAGAUAAUCAAGACAAAAUAUUCACGAUACCCAAUCUGAUCACAGCAUCCAGAAUCACAGUCACCCCUAUAAUCAUUAAAUCUGUUUGUUGUGGUGAUUUAAAUUUGGCUUUAGGUCUUACUAUCUUCGCUGGAUUGACAGAUAUGGUGAGAUUUCGCUUAAAUUUUUUUAACAAACUUUUAAAGUUAGAUGGGUUUAUAGCUCGAAAUAUGUCAAACCAGGCGUCCAAUAUUGGAAGUUUCUUGGACCCUCUGGCUGACAAACUCCUUGUGACAUCUUUGACUUUGUCAUUAACAGUAAUGGACUUAUUCCCAGUCAGCCUUGGAUGUCUUUUUAUUCUCCGCGAUCUUGGAAUAGUUGCUACAAUUUUAUUCAUAAUGUCUCGUAAUUUCGGUUCACUUACUCCAAAGACAUUCACACAGAAAAUUGAAAUGAAGCCAUCAAACAUUAGUAAACUGAAUACUCUUUGUCAAUUAUCAAGUAUCAUACUUAGCAUGACAUAUCCUUUGUAUGGAUUCCCAAACUAUGAAUAUCUUAAAGCUGUGUGGCUGCUUUCAGCUGGAACCACAAUUGGAUCUGGUUUAGGAUAUUUAAAAAAUCUACCAGAAUGGCAGAAACGUAUGAGUGAAGCCUCCAUAAGGAAAUAAAUGAAUGAAUUCUUUUUUCUUUGUGUACGCUUUUCUUUUUAUAAUGAAUAAUUUACAUCAUUUCGUGUAUCUUUCAACAAAAUUGUUUUCUUAAUAACUAGACUAGCCCCCAUUGUAUAUGUAUGUGUAAAUAAUACUUAUCGAUGUAAGUAACCCUUUGAAUGAAUG